UUUUUUUUUUUUUCUCUCUCGAGAACCUCACCAGAACCAGACAUCGUCGACGCUUUGACUUCUCGCUCGCAAUCUCUUCUACAAGUGAACCUCUCAUAAUUUAGGGUUUCGAGAUUGUUCUCUCGCAAGCACCUGGUAAAAUGUUCCGAACCAUCCCUUCGUAAUUCUUCCUAUUUUCGUCCGGGUGAAGUGCUUUGAGAAGUAAUCUUAAUCUCAUGUUUGGCUUUUUGAAGCUCCAAGCAUCUUGAUUUUGGUACCUAUUUGGUUAGCAACAAUUCUGGCUGAUCAAGUCUCUUAAGUCAUCAAAGCCAUAAAGAAACUAGUAUAGGACGAAUGGCGGACAAUACCUCAUCAGAAGCUUCUCCUUCUCAGCCACCGCUCUUUCUGGAGGUUUUUUGUGAAGUUUCUGGUAAGGAAUACAGAUUCACGAACGGGACAAAGGCGAAAUUUGCUGUCUCUGUGAUCAAUAGGAAACUUGGUUCGUUAAAACCUCGAGUAGUUUUCAUCGAAGCAGCAAGGGAAGGUGAAGAGCCCAUCAGUUUUGGAGAUGAUGCUUCUCUUGUCAGUUACGGAGAUGGUUGGAAGUUGAAGACAGUGGUUGAUUCUGAUUUUCCUGGAACUGAGAGAUACAAUCUACCACAGCACUUUCCUUCUGUAAUAUCAAUGGGUUCCAAAGAUCCAAAGUAUUCAAAACCAGAAAUUGGAGAACAAAGUCUCAAGUACAUUGGAAGAAUAUUUUUUGCAUUUGUUUUAAUGUUUAUUCUUGGUGGUCUCUUCACAGUGGCUCUUGAGAACCUUCCUAGACUAAUAUUGCUCUUUAAAAGCUCGCCCAUGUAAAGAAUUGACACUGCCCAAACACAAAAGACAUGGGGAUGUAACUCCUAAAUCUGUUUUUAUUUUUUUCUAUCUAUACUACUAGUUUAUAUUUUUGUUUUCACAAAGGGAUAAUUUUAUUAAAACCCAAGAAGAAGCAUUUGUACUACUAGUUUAUAUAUAAACGUAUUUUGAUGUUACAAAUAUAUUAUUGA
Camelina sativa (false flax) is the source of this 1028-nucleotide messenger RNA. RefSeq lists its product as uncharacterized. The record is from RefSeq and is a predicted model, not a curated record. NCBI's taxonomy places the organism in Eukaryota, Viridiplantae, Streptophyta, Magnoliopsida, Brassicales, Brassicaceae.